CUGCAGCCUGCUCCUUGCCAUCCACCACAAACCCUCACCAAACCAGUGGCCACCACCAUGACAAGGGACCAGAAUGGAACCUGGGAGAUGGAGAGUAAUGAAAACUUUGAGGGCUACAUGAAGGCCCUGGAUAUUGAUUUUGCCACCCGCAAGAUUGCAGUACAUCUCACUCAGACGAAGGUUAUUGAUCAAGAUGGUGAUAACUUCAAGACAAAAACCACUAGCACAUUCCGCAACUAUGAUGUGGAUUUCACUGUUGGAGUAGAGUUUGACGAGUACACAAAGGGCAUGGAUAACCGGCAUGUUAAGGCACUGGUCACCUGGGAAGGUGAUGUCCUUGUGUGUGUGCAAAAGGGGGAGAAGGAGAACCGCGGCUGGAAGCAGUGGAUUGAGGGGGACAAGCUGUACCUGACAAUGGAUUCACAGUCAACUGCAAUGAUUGUGGUGGUCCUUCCCACACUCAUGUUUUUCCCUCCUCCUUCGAGGAUCAGUGAGGGUCAAAUAAGGCCUGGGGCUCCCUCUAUCUGGAUGAAAAGCGGGACCUUGUCGGCUGCACAGGCAAGCCUGGGAAAGCCCUUCUGUACCUCACACCCUGCGGUAUUAGGGCCCCUGACUGUGUCCAACGAGUCCUAUAAGAGAAGCGACGUCACCCUCUCUAGAGCAGCUUCAUAA
Messenger RNA from Pan troglodytes (chimpanzee), 672 nucleotides. RefSeq names its product retinol binding protein 2 (gene RBP2). The transcript is spliced from 5 exons. The record is from RefSeq and is a predicted model, not a curated record. NCBI's taxonomy places the organism in Eukaryota, Metazoa, Chordata, Mammalia, Primates, Hominidae. The coding region runs from base 58 to 672 and encodes 204 amino acids. Gene Ontology annotation, molecular function: lipid binding.